AUGGUGUUUGGUGGGCUUGGUCUAACACAGCUUCUUCUGCUCAUCGCAAAGUGUAAUUUGACACUCGCUGAUAGUUCAGCUUCACUUAACAGUAAUUGUGGAUCUCCUCUCAGCAUUUCAAUUAAUGAUCCAUAUCCAAGUACUAACAAUUCCCAAUAUAAAAUGUACGUAUGGGAAUUCACAUCUAAAACUGCGCCUGCAAGCAUUGGAAACCAGUUUCCUUCGCUCGAAAAUUCUUGUCCAAGUUUACCAUGUAAUAGUGGUUAUGAAUCUUCAAGUAAUCAAUAUUAUUUUGUUAUGGCGAUAAAGAAUCUUAACUCUCAAGCUGCUAAUGUUACUUUUAAUGUCUUAUGGGAUAUUCAAUGUGAUAGUACCCCUUCAAAUACCACUUCAAAUUCUGAGACUACUAAUAAUAAUUCCAGUAAACCUAAAAAAAGUGAUGGAUCUAGUAAAUUUGGAAAUAUUGUUAAUAUUUAUAUUUUAACUAUUGUAAUUACAAUUAUCAUAGAAUUAGGUCAAUUAGUUGCUUAA
Messenger RNA from Dentiscutata erythropus, 531 nucleotides. The record is from the annotation of a GenBank genome assembly. Lineage: Eukaryota; Fungi; Glomeromycota; Glomeromycetes; Diversisporales; Gigasporaceae.